Messenger RNA from Nematostella vectensis (starlet sea anemone), 3148 nucleotides. Its product is annotated as ammonium transporter Rh type A. The transcript has 9 exons. The record is from RefSeq and is a predicted model, not a curated record. NCBI's taxonomy places the organism in Eukaryota, Metazoa, Cnidaria, Anthozoa, Actiniaria, Edwardsiidae. Gene Ontology annotation, molecular function: ammonium channel activity. Gene Ontology annotation, cellular component: plasma membrane. Gene Ontology annotation, biological process: ammonium transmembrane transport; ammonium homeostasis. Bases 375 to 1829 code for a protein of 484 amino acids.
ACUAGACCAAACCUAAGGCUAUAAUUUUCUUUAUGACUCGCUCAUUAUCACACAAAUCUGUCAUCUUUUGUACAGUAUGGUUUUAAUGCUGUACAGUUAGUCAAAUCAGCGACUGAAGUCAGCCUUUUGUACCUUUUCUCGAAUGUUUCAACAGUACGAUUGUGCUUGUUUUCGCCAGAGCACGCGCAUGCGCUAUUCAGCACUGUCGGCCUAACCCUAAACCCUCUCUGCCUAAAAACGCCUGCGGGGCCCCGGGGAAUAGAAACUUUGAUUCGAGACGUUUUUCAACGCGUUUUCUCUUAGUUGUUUGCGGUCCUCCUGUGGUUUCCCCCAGACGUCAAUCACAAGCUUGUCGAUCGCCGAGACGCGCAAAGAUGGCGGACGAUACUUUUGGAAGAGGCAAAUUUCCGUGCCUUUUAAUUCUAUUUCAGGGUCUCCUUCUUAUCCUGUUCGUUGUGUUUGUCGACUACAGUAAAGAUGUUCUUCCAGAUGCACAGAAUACGUUAAAAAUCAAUACGGAUUUUCCAGUUUUUCAAGAUAUCCACGUCUUGCUGCUCGUCGGGUUCGGUUUGCUAAUGACUUUCCUCAAGAAGUAUGGUUUUAGCGGUUUGGGGUAUAAUUUCCUCAUCUGCGCUGUUGUGAUGGAGUGGGCGACACUUAUGCAGGGAUUUUUUGAAAUGGAGAAUAAUAAAAUUCAACUUGACAUUGACAGUAUGAUCAAAGGCGAUCUAGCUGCAGUGACCAUCCUCGUCUCAUUUGGUGCAGUCCUCGGCAAGACAAGCAGCCUACAACUUCUCCUAAUGUCAUUCAUUGAGGUUAUAUUCUACACCAUAAACAGAACAAUAUGUACAACUUAUUUACAAGCGGUAGAUCCUGGGGGUGCAGUGCUGGUGCAUGCUUUUGGAGCAUAUUUUGGGCUCACUGUCGCUCGUGUACUCUAUAAUAAGAACUCUGUGGCUCACGAAAAGGAGGCAUCCAGAUACACAUCUGACCUUUUUGCCACUUUAGGUACCAUUUUCCUUUGGGUUUACUGGCCAAGCUUUAACUCCAUUCUAGUCCAGGGAGUAUUGCGGCACAGAGCUGUAGUAAACACAUACUAUGCCAUGGCUGCAAGCUGUGUUACUGUGUUUGCAUUCUCAUCUUUAGUGACUAAGGCAUCUAAGCUAAGUAUGGUUCACAUACAAAAUGCGACUCUAGCUGGUGGUGUGGCAGUUGGGACGAUAGCAUCAAUGAUUAUCCACCCUUGGGGAGCUAUUCUGCUUGGGAUGGUUGGCGGUAUCAUCAGUACAAUUGGAUACAAAUAUAUACAGCCCUGGUUGAUAAGAACACUACACAUCCAUGACACAUGUGGUGUUAACAGUCUCCAUGGAAUGCCUGGCAUUUUAGCAGCCAUUGCUAGCAUUGUGUCAUCGGGUCUGGCAGGGUUUGGACAAUACAAAACAAGUCUGUAUACAGUAUUCCCUGCCCGUUCUCCAGUCAUAAACAGUACCCAGUACCUGGAACUUGUGCAGUUUGUCCCUGAUGCAAGGGCGGGGCUAGGUCGCACUGCCACGGAACAAGCUGGGUACCAGUGUGCUGCAUUGGUAAUGACGCUUGCCGUAUCAUCAAUGGGAGGGCUUAUAACAGGUUUCAUAGUAAAGCAGUCAUUCUUUGACCCUAUGACAGAGGACCGCAUGUAUGAUGACUUGCACUACUGGGAGGUUCCUGAGGAUUAUUACCCCACUCAUGAAGGACUUCUUUUACCACCUCACUGUCCAGUCAAUGGAGGACUAGGCAGUGGUAUGUCAAGUGUCCAGGAAACCCCAUCUUCAGCCAUCCCACCACUUUAGCCCAGGAAGGGAGAACAUGAAGCUUGUACCAUACCUUUACCACAUAAUGGGAGACCAGGAAGCCAUACCAUUACUUUAAUACACAAUGGGAGACCAGGAAGCUUUUUCACCACUUUAACACACUAUUGAAGACAAGAAAGCCAUACCACUACUUUUAAAACAGAAUGGGAGACCACAAAGUCAUGCCAUUUCCUAGAAGGGGGGGGGCUGGGGCAAUAAGCUAUACCAGUAAACACAGAGUGAGGAGAGGGGUAUAUCUAAGCACAGUUGAAUUGGGAACAAGGGAGUUGUUAGCCAAUGUUACAGGAAGACACUGUCAUUUACUGACAUGAUAUCAGCCAUGUUCUGUUGCCAGGGAAUUAAUUUAAUUGAAUGGAUAGAGGUAGUGUAGACAUGCCUGUAGCCGACUUGAAGGUCCGCUCAGAGCAAACAAAAAUAUAUAACGUUUGGUGGGAGGUGCACAUCAAUAUGUCUUUAAAAUGACUAUAACAAUCUUUUUUUAUAAUAUUUAUCUUUAUUAUUGCUAUAUGUUAAAAAGUACCCUAUUAAUAACAAGAAAAAAUCUUUUUAAAUACAAGAUUGAUUGCCUAAUGUUAUAAGGCCAGGAGAGGGGUAUACCGGGAAUUUGGUCCGCUGAAAUGGGAAAACGAACCACCCCGCUUAAAAUCCUGGGUACCGGCUUGUAGAUUAUAGUAGAGUAUAGAGUAACAUUUUUUGAAGGAAGGUUUUGGGGUGCUUAAUAUGUUUUUAUGUAUAUUAUUUUUUUAAAUUAUGAAUUCAGAAUAUAAGUAUUAAUAUAUAUUAAAUGGAUGGAUUGUACCGCGAUGGUAAUUUAAAAAAUUAAAAAAAAAAAUUCUUUUUUUUUUUGGUUUUAUUGAAUGGAUAGAGGUUGUGUAGAGAAGAGUAUAGAGUAACAUUUUUUGAAAGAAGGUUUUGGGUUGCUAAAUAUGUUUUUGUGUUUAUUAUUAAUCUUUUUAUUAAUUAUGAAUUCAGAAUAUAAGUAGUAAUAUAUAUGAAAUGGAUGGAUUGUACAGCGGUGGUAAUUAAAACAAUAUAUAUUUUUCUGUUUUUUCCCGUUUUUAUUAAAUUGAUAGGGGUUGUGUAGAGUAUAGAAAAACAUUUUUUGAAAGAAGGUUUUUGUGUUUAUUUUAUUUUAUGUUUUUGUGUUUAUUAUCAAUCUUUUUUAUUAAUGAUAAAUAUAAGUAGUAAUAUAUAUGAAAUGGAUGGAUUGUACAGAGAUGGUAAUUAAAACAAUAUAUGUAUAUUUUUUCUGUUUUCAAAUGUCAAUAAAAAAGCCAAUAAAUCUUGAAAAUCGUUAA